ACAGAACUACAGACGAUGUACCCGAAGAGGAAUUAGAUCGCAUCAGGAUCCCCGAGUUACGCCAUCUAUAGAUUUUUCGGUCUCAGUGCUCGAGCAAGGAAGAUGGCGGCGAACCUGGAGGAAGAGCAGAGUCUGAGGGAGUGCGAGGCCUACGUGCAACGCCACAACAUCCAACAGAUAUUAAAGGAUGCAAUCGUUAGCCUGUGUGUCAGCCGUCCUGAUAACCCCAUCGCUUACCUUCGGGAUUAUUUCCAUAAGCUUGAAAGGGAGGCGGUGCGCGAGUGCGAGCGGCGCGUGGUGACCCCCGACGACGCGGACGACCUGAGCCCCAUGCCCACCCACCUGGCCACCAGCAAGACCCGGCGGGGCGCCAUCUCCGCCGAGCCGCUCUCCGAGGAUGACGCCACGUCCUACGUCAAGAAGGUCGUGCCCAAGGACUACAAGACCAUGGCCGCCCUACAAAAGGCCAUAGGCAAGAAUGUGCUGUUCGCCCACCUGGACGAGAACGAGCGCUCAGACAUCUUCGAUGCCAUGUUCCCCGUGAACGCCCUCCCCGGCGAGGUCAUCAUCCAGCAGGGGGACGAGGGAGAUAACUUCUACAUCAUUGACCAGGGAGAGGUUGAGAUCUUUGUGAACGGAGAACACGUGACCAGCAUCAGCAAUGGAGGGAGCUUUGGUGAGCUGGCUCUGAUCUAUGGCACCCCCAGGCAAGCCACUGUCAAGGCCAAAACAGACACCAAGCUCUGGGGCAUUGACAGAGACUCCUACAGACGCAUCCUCAUGGGCUCCACAAUAAGGAAGAGGAAAAUGUAUGAGGAGUUCUUGUCCAAAGUGUCCAUUCUUGAUUCACUGGACAAGUGGGAGCGGCUGGUGGUGGCUGAUGCGCUUGAGCCAGUGUCCAUAGAAUCUGGAGCCACGGUGGUGCGACAAGGAGAGCCAGGUGAUGACUUCUAUAUCAUUGUGGAGGGAACAGCUGUGGUCAUGCAGGCACGCUCACCAAAUGAGGAACCUGUUGAAGUGGGAAGGCUUGGGACUUCAGACUACUUUGGUGAAAUUGCUCUCCUUUUGGACCGUCCUCGUGCAGCCACAGUCAUAGCAGAUGGACCCCUUAAGUGUGUCAAACUGGACAGGAAUAGGUUUGAACGUGUCCUAGGCAGCUGUGGAGACAUCCUAAAACGGAAUAUUGAGCAGUACAACUCAUUCAUCGCACUCACUGUGUAGAGGCUCAGAGUCACUGGUUGAGCCCCUGUGUAUGCAAUCAUGUAGGCUUCUCUGUAUGCUAGUUUCUAGGCUCCUGUGCAAGUAAUUUUUGUGAUCCUGUGUAGGUGCUUAGGCAUGCAACUCUGCAUAGGGCCAGGUAUAACACUGAGAUAUUGGUGUCGCCACCAUAUGCAUUAUUGUGGUGACAAGAUAAAAGUGUGGGUUUUAUUUGACACUGCUGCACCACUUUUGAAAAAGGAUUUAUAUACAAUGCAAGAGGACAAGCAGCCUGUGCAAAGGGUUAUGGAAGUGUACCUUUGUAAGUGGUGCUGAAGUAGUGAAAAGAACAUUAUCACUUAUACAGAUAAAGGUGUUCAGGCAACCAUCUUUUUCUUUGGUUUAUUUUUUUUCUUGUUCCUAACAUGGGUAGCCACAUCUUUGGGUUGGAUACACCUACUUUUAAAAGCGUAUGCUGACACUGUUAGUGGUGUGUCUCAAGAUGGAUCACAUCUUUCACCUGAUAAUGUGUGAAUUUGUGUAUAUCUGUCAGCUGGCUUACACUUACCACUGGUUUUUGCACUGGUUUAGAUACAUAACUGGUUGUUUUUGUGUGUAUUUGUGGACACCUGCCGUAGAGGUGUGUGGGGACCCAGAAGAUGAUAUUAGUGUAACCAUUAGAAUAAUCAUGGUUCCAGGGGCCAGUUUGAUUUAUAAUUGAGUCUGUUGUUGAAAGCUGCACACAUUAUUACCACUAUGGUCAUUAUCACAUCAACUUACCACUUGCAUGGAGUGUAAUGAUCAGCUUUGUCUCGCUCAUAUUCCAUAUGUAUUUAAAUUGUUACAGUUAGUAUAAUAGCCCUGCACACACCCCUUUCAGCACAGUGGCUCUCACCUAGGGUUACCAAAGUAGGAAAGUGAGUAUGUGCUCAUGCAUUGAUACGGUGACUUGACACAUGCAAAAAAAGAAGGAAAAUAAAUAAAGAAAAGGAGAUUCUGUGUCUUCUUGUUAAAAAACAGAUUUUGUACUUCCUGAUGAACAAAUUGAUAAUGAAAUAUUUUGUAGAUGACUGUUAAUUUUUAAUUUCAUUAGAGAGAAAACUGUGUGUGUAAGCAUGUAUGUGUUUUACAUGUAUUUAUACAUAUACACAUAUACACAUCUAGCUUUCUAUCUGUCUGUUUAUCUAUUGGACUGUCUACCUGUUUGUCUGUGUCUCUGUCUCUAUCUGUUUGUCUGUCAACUUAUCUAUCUAUCUAUCUGUCUAUCUGUGUAUCUACCUAUCUAUCUAUCUAUCUAUCUAUCUGUCUAUAUAUCUAUCUAUCUGUUAUAUAUGAAAUAAACAUACAUACAUAUACAUAUACAAAUACAUGUACACUUAUAUACACAGACUGUGAACAUGUAAUUGUUUUUAUGCUUACAUGCUUACAUAUGCAUAUAUUUUUUUGGUUGAAAGUGUCUAUCUGCCAGUGUAGAACUUUAUACAGAACAGAAUGUGAGGAAUGAGUGAUUUAGGGAAAAUUAUCAGAAAUUCAUCUGAUGGAGGCUUUUUGUUUGAAAAUUUACACAAGUUGCCUCCUAGGCAGAAUAUCAGUGAAUAGGAUAGAAUAAACUGUUUUUACAUGUAUUUAUAUUUAGAGAUUAGACAUUGGUGUGUCGAUAAUGAGAAAGAAAUUGAAUUGAUAAUGCCAGCAAUUAAGAAAUAGUACAGAUCUGCCACCUUGGAUUAUGUCCUUAAGGUACAUUACACCUUCAAACUAAUACCUCACAGCCGAAAAUAAAGGACUUGGAGUACACUCUAUAAUCUACUUUGUUAAUUUGAAUAUAUAAAUGUGUGAGUGUGGAGAUCACUUCUUACAGUUUUUAAAUUUUAUAUUAACAGUCUUAAUAUUUUUGGGAUUUGAUGGCUUGUGAUCAGCGCUUCCGUUGUCUGUUUAUGUAAUGUUGAUGAUGUGACAAGGUUUAUAUGUAUUUUGAAAUAUAUUGAAUAUUAUUAAUUUCAGUUGCUUUUUUGGUUGUUUUUGUAUUGUUACUGAUAGUGUUGAGUAUGUAUUGUUAUUAUAUAUAUUAUAUAUAUCAUUCAUAUAUAUAUAUUAUUAUUAUUAUUAUUAUUAUUAUUAUUAUUAUUAUUAUUAUUAUUAUUAAUAUUAAUAUUAAUAUUAAUAUUAAUAUUAAUAUUGAUAUUAUUAUAACAUUAUUAUUAUUAUUGUUAUUGUUAUUGUUAUUAUUUAAAAAAAAAAUUAUCAUUAAUAUUUUUUCCUUUUUUUAUGCAUUUGUUUAUUCUUUAUUCAAAUCAUUGUUAUUAUUGAUGUUAGUGUUAUUAUGAUUAGUGAUGUUAUUAUUUUGAAUUUUUUUAUUUUUUUUUUAUAAUUUUUAAUAUUUUUUAUAAUAAUUUUUCAAAUAUUUUAUUAUGACCUGCAUUUUUUGCUAGAGAGAGUUUGCAGUCCGAGCUAGAAAUGUGCUGUCCUCUUCAAAACUGGAAAAAAUACAAAAAGACAUAAAAAAAAGCAUAAAAAUAUGCAAAAGAAGAAAAAAAAAAGAGGCCUAUGUGUGAUUUGUGUAAUCUGCUGCUUUGUGAGUUUCUUGUGGAGGUGAAUUAUAGUGAAUUAAUUUGCAUAUGAGAAAUUAAAGGUUUCAUUUCCGUGCUGUUUUUAAGGAGGAAAAAUGUUGUUUUGUAAAGUCCAGACCAAGCAGGCGAUGCAAAUAUCUUAUAUAAAUAAAUGUAAAGAGAAAAAGAAAAAAAGAAGAAAAAAAAAAAACUUUUGAUACAUAUGUAUGAUGUUUGUUAAUAUAUAUGUACGCAUGUAUAUCUCAGUGCACACGCAUUACACAUGCAUACAUGAUUUGUAUGUAUAUAGAUACAUGUGCACAUGUUAAACUAGAAGGCUUGUAUACAUUUAUACAUAUGUAUCUACACAAUUGUCCUUUCUCAUCACCUCUAACACAAGCAUUUUGAUUUGUUUUUUUGGCAACUUGUAUACUUGUAUAACCUUACUACUCAUUAUUCACUUAUUUUUUGCUGUUGAGUUUUAAGAAAAAGCAUGUUGAAGAGAGAGCUGAAUUUAUUACCUUAAGCAGGUGUGUCAUUCAGUAUAUGUAUGUUUGAUUUGGUCUUUCCUGGCUUAGUCAAUAUUCUUAGGCUUUUGAAAUUGUAGAUUCCAAUCUCUGUACAAGAUCCAUUUUCUUUACUCACAUCCAAUCUUCUCCAGUGUAAUCAUGUAACUAUACAUGAUUGCCAAGCCUUGAAGCACGAGCUUAGAGUAUCCGAAAGCCUUCACAACAAAUGUCUUUAAAUGCUAGAAGUAGCAAGAACAAGAAAGAAAAAAAGAAAAAAAGGUGUCACAUAGAUUUUUUUCUUUAUAGGGAUCUUUCUGUAUGGUAUGUGAAAGGCAAAAAGUUAUUGAGGCAUAAGGUAUAUAUUGUGAGGAACCAUUCAUCUGUUCAUCGAUCUAUUACGUCAGGCAGUUGAUGCAUCAAUCGGUAUAUUAUUUGUCAGAAGUAAAGUAAUUGUUGAAAUUUAUUCAUCAUGCUUAAUCAUUAUUCCUCAAAGAAUAGGAAAUAAUAGUUGAUGAAAAAAAUGCAUAAGCAUUGUAUUCUUUGGGGUAAUUGUUAUUGGCCUGCUGUGGUUAGAUAAACUUUUUUUUUUUCUUUUUUCUUUUUCAGUUUGACAGAUUUGUUUCAGAAAUUAUGAAACUUUUGUUUGAUAGGCUUUUAGAAAGGUAAGAAUUUACCCAGUGGAAGCAUAGAAUGAUAAGAAAAUCUAUCUUCGUUAAAGAAAAGAGAAAGAAGAAAGUUGAGAAAAGUUAAGUAAAAUUCACUGUAUACAUUAAAGAAGGUGGGAAAUAUGUGUAAAAAGGUUUGCUUAAGGUGAAUACGGAGGAAGUGUAAGGAAACCUAUGUAUGGUAUUUAAUUGUUAAUGACCUUAUCUUGUAGGUGCAUUGAUGUUAACUGUCUUCAGAGAGGAAAUAGAAGGAGUAGGAGGAAAGAGAAUUAAUAAUUAAAAAAGAAAGUGUUUAACCCUUAACCUCUUUGCUGCGGCUUUUUGAAUCGCCUUGAGGUAGCAUCUUAGAGAAGACCCAUAACCCUUGCUGGUGUGUAUCCUCCUCCUUGCGUCCCCCUGCUGGGAAGGUGGACGUAUAGAGUAGUGGCUGCUUUUGUCCUUGUCCGAAGGGUGUGAGAGGGAGUUGCCAAGGGGACGGAGUGUUUGCCUUCAGUAGGUAAAAGAUUGUGCCCUUCCUCCUUUUUUGUAUUGUUUCUUCAUAGGGAUGGUGGGAUGAACUGUAAAGAUGAUAAGAUUGUAUUUAGAUUUCAAUAAAUCUGUAACAUAGUGUAAAUUGUAAUAACCACCAUUAACCAUUUGUACACCAAUGACAGCUGAGAUUGUCUGUUCAUGAGGUCUGACAGAAAUUGGGUAAAGGAGCAAUACCUUGUGUCUUGGCAUCUCCCACUCUACUUCCCAUCAGCGUAAUUCCCUUAAAACAACCCUCCUGCUGGCUCCUGGUGAGUCACGGGAGACUCCUGCAGCCAGUGUAUGCACAAAGUUUAUAUGGCAACAACUGCUUUUUUCCCCCAUGAAUGCGUGCAUGUGAGAGCUCUAGGCAAAACUUCAAAGACCUUUUUUUUAUUAUUAUUAUUAUUUUUUGUUGUUUAUCAAAUUAUGUAUCUCCAGGUCUUAUGAGAAAUUAAAAUCCAUUGUACUUUAAAUAUUUUAAAUUUCUUAUUUAUGAAACUUGGGGGGUUCUGAAAGGUACACUUGAUAUGUGCUUAGGAAGAUAGGAAGCAAAUCUUUCAAAUUGUUAGACCUCAUUGAGUCAUUACUACUGCUUUGACUAGGGUUAUUUUUCUUUUAUUACAGUUAUUGUUCACAUAAAACAACUGAAGUGAAAUUUGCUAAAGUUGUGUUUUUUUUCCUGUUAAUCAGAGAUAUUAAGAGUUUAAUUUAUUUUGGCCAAUUGUGCAUAAGGAAAAUAUGAAUAUUUUUUUAUAAUCAUGUUUUGUCCAGAAGUACAAAGAAAGUGAAAUUUAAACAUUUAGGCUGAAGUAAAAUGAUCGUUGUUACUCAACAAUUUUGACUUUUUAUUGCAUCAUUACAAUAAUUGAAGAAUUAACAAUCAUAGUUUUGAAUGUAUAUUAACUUGUGGUGUGAUGGUAUACGUAAAUGCUCUUAUUUGACAUCAAGUACUGAUUGGUGUGACAAUAUUAGUAAGUGUUUACUAAUUUAUGAAUGGAAAUAUUUUGUUCUUAUAAUAAUUUUGCAUGGUAUAAACCUAUGCAUGGUUUCUUUAUGUGUUGUGUGUCUUCAUGGGAUCAACAAGUAGGAAAAAAAAAAUCUUUAGUGUUUUGUCUUUGUCAAUCAAAUUGGAGGGGAUAAGGAAAAAAAAAUUGGAGAAACACUAAAAUUUGUUUCCCAUGUCACUGCUAGCUUGACAAAGUAGAAAAGGAAGGCAUAGGGGGUAGGGAGGUGGGAGGGGGGAUUAAUAGUAUCGGGCAUCAUAAAACUAGAAGAAAACAAAAAAUAAACAAAAUAGUAAUGAACCUUGCUAGUUUAUAUAUAUAUAUAUAUAUAAAUAUAAAACUUUUUCUCAUUGUUUUUAAUUUCUUUAGAGUACUUCUGUUGUGAAACAUCCAAGAGGCUAAGUGCUUGCAAACCCCCAAUCUUGUUUAAGCUAGUGCUGUUCACUUCAGAAGUUUUUGACCUGAUCUGAGCUGGGGUCAAGCAAGGUCAGAUUAGUCACAAAGGCCUUGUACCUUUAGCCUCAAGAGCUAUAAAUCUUUUCUGAUAAUGUCCCGUAUCGUAGCAUCACGCAUUUUUUGUUUCUUUGGUUUGUUAUUGUCCAGUGUUAGAAUAUUGUACAUAUAUAUAUAUAAUUAUAUAUAUAUAAAUAUAUAUUAUUACUCUUAUUUUCGUUUCAUAUUCUGUACUCUGUAUCUAAAGCUAUUUUAAUAUUACCCAGAAUAUUUCCCCUUUACAGUGCCAAAUAAAGACUUUGUUUUGCUCUUAGAACACCACCAUUAGUUAGACAAAUAAAAUAAUAAGUAUAUAAGUUCCAUUUCUCUUGGUAGGCUUUUGUGUCUUAGUUUUAUGCUGCCAAAUAAAGUUUGAGGUAUGAA
Molecule: messenger RNA, 7307 nt
Organism: Penaeus monodon (black tiger shrimp)
Lineage: Eukaryota; Metazoa; Arthropoda; Malacostraca; Decapoda; Penaeidae
Gene: Pka-R1
Product: cAMP-dependent protein kinase type I regulatory subunit-like
Exons: 7
Coding region: 103-1221 (372 amino acids)
Source: RefSeq, a predicted model, not a curated record